AGUCUAGUGUUAGACGGGACGAAAACGGCAUUCCCCAAGAAAUACCGAGUCACAUGCAUAACGUGGCAAUGGCAGCUAAAAGAAACCGUAAAUCAUCAACCGAUAAAAUGAUUGAUGAACUCGACGGAUCAAAAACACCCAAAAAAUCAAAAGGUCGCGCUCCUGCUCCUCCAGAAGAAAACAGCCUUUCCAUCAAUACAAAUAUAGAAAAUGGUGAACCCGAAUGCGUAAGAUCACACAAAGAAGUUGGCGGUACAGAGGGCAAGACAUACCCAGAAAAGCAUCCUGAUGAAAUAUUCAAACACUGCAGCCCUAAAUAUAAUAAAAGUCAUAACCAGCAUUCAAAUUCAGGUCCUAAAGAAAAUGGUAAACCCACAAUUAAUAAUUUAAACGAAAAUGGAAUUUCUGGUUACGCGUUGGACUCAGAUGCAGAGAGUGAUAAUCAGUCGUCUGUAAACACCAUAGCUCUGAAUUCUAGUGACAUCACGAUUCAUCAUAUUGAAGAUAACGAAGAAAUUCAAAAUCGUAGAACGGCUAGUACAGGGGAUUUGUCAAAACUACAGAGAGCCAAAAAGGGAGGCGGAAGUACAUUAGAAAGGGCUCAAAGUUUAGACAUCGCCGAUACAGGAAUUACAUUGCCAAAAAAGCAUAAAUCGGACAAUUUGGAAAUGACUGGAUCUGACGAGAGUGUUUAUGAAAAAUACAUGAUGUAUAAAGAACCGAGACUAUCGCUCGUCUUAGAUGGGCUUAAUACAUUUCAGAGAAGUCGGCUAAAGAAAUCAACAGAAUGGGGAAAUUUGGAGGAUGCAAUUUUAAAUUUGGACAAAGACACAAACAGCGAAGAAAGUAAACCACCUUCGUAUGAAAAUUCAAGCUCCAGAGAAUUCGACGCUCUCGUGAAUAAAAUAAACGAAAUUAAAAACGAAGACGUAAAAGACGUAGAAAACGAGAUGGUUAAUGACAUUGCCAAAAAGGACGUCCUUCAUAAAACUUAUAACGACCUAACAGAGAUUAUGAACGACGAGAAAUCCAACAUAAUGGAAGAAUUAAGUAAACAACAUUCCGACCGCAUUAUUUUAAAAAAUCUGUCACCUUAUGACGACAUAUCUGUACUAAAGGACAUGGAAAACGCCCCUUCAAGCAUAGAUGACACUUCACUUGAAAAUGUCGAAUUAAAAAUAUUACCUGAAGAACCCUUACUGAUGGAAACUACUGCUGCAAACCCAAAAGCAGUACUAACAGCAACAAGUCCUCCACCAGAAGAUUUAUUGGAAACCAACGGAAUAACAACCAGUGAGAUUGAAAUGUACCUUUCCGAAGACAAUGCGGAUCAGAAAGCAGAAGCACCAAAAAGGAAAUCCAGAAAUCAAAUUUGGCCAACUUUUGAAACCCAAACUGAAAAACCAACCAUACCACCGCGAAAACCAGAGCCACCUCUUCGUAGACCCGAACCACAUCUUCGAGAAAAACAUCGACAUCCUGAGGUAGAAAGUGUCGAAAAGAAAAAUGAAAAUAUUAUAACAGUUACUAAGGUGGAAGUUACGGCUGUCGAGGAACCACAAAUUAUUACAAAUUUAACUGAACUGGACAUACCAACUACUGAAUCAGAAGCCAAAAAAUGUCAAACAACCACUACAAUAACUCUCAAUUCGGGAGUAAACGUUUCUAAACCCAUUUUGGGUAAUGAAGAACCAGCGGUACCAUCACCAUCUGAUAAAAGCAGAGUGCAAAUUUCUUCACGGUUCUUCAAACCGAAAUUAAUGAAAGAAUUUUCUGAAAAUUUAAUAAUAGCUGAAAGAUUAUUCGGUUUGAACGAUCCUUUUUAUAAUUCGAUGGAUUCAUCUAGCCUCGACCUGAACGUUUCAGAUGACAUGAAAGUCUCUAGACAUUCCUUAGGAAACUUGCAAACUGAAGCAACGGCUUUACCUUUAGAAAAAUCCAGUAAACAAUUUGAAAAUAAUAUCAGUAGCAUUAUGAUAGAGUCUCCAUAUCAAACUAGCGUAAUAGAUCAAUUAAGUGCUUCUUCUAGUCUACCUAUUAACGAAAACUACGUAGCUGAUUCUGAUGCAAGUAUGAAUAACACAACGUCAUUAUAUACCACUGCUUUGGAUCAAACGCUUACACAGGCAAAUGAAUCAUUAAAAACAGUGAGCGAGGUGGAAGUAGAAGAGGAAGACAAAAACGUACCGGUAACAACUCCAGAUAUCAUAAAAAACAUCACGUUAACAGAAGUAAUUAAUACAGUUAACACACAAAUGAGCUUACUAGAUAACAAGCCUAAGUCACUAAAGUUACAAGUGGUAGGGGAUUCCGAAUCGGAUGAAAAUAAUAAAAAUGUUGCUAAAAAAUUGAUUUAUGAAGAAACUCCAGUGGACAAAAAUUCAACUGUUAACAUUACCGACAGCUCAGAUUCUAAUGAUUCCUUGACAUUCGUAACAGAAAUUCGAGUAUCUCCAAAUGCAUCAGUUAGUAGUAACAUAUCAGAUACAGACACUUAUUCUAUUUCACCAGAAGAUCCUUCUCACAAAAACCUCGAAAACAAAUUUGAAAGUUACGUGAAAAACUUCGAAACUAACAGAAAAAUGUUCGGCUCCCCGGUUAACAGUACAACGCACUACAAAACUGAAUCUCGAAUACCAUCAAAAAUAACGUCAAACAGUGAUAAGAACCAGCCAGAAAAGGACCUUCAAAAAAUACACGAAAUUGUUGAAGAACAACUGAAAAAACUCCCAGAAAUGAGAUUUUCAACGUCCAGUUACGAAUCGACAUCAAAAAUUCCCGAAAAACGAUCGUCUCAUAUUGAACAAAUUAGAUCAAACUUUGAAAAAAAUUCAAAUGACAAAAGUCCAACAAAACCAAAGGCGGAGGGAGUUAAAUCGCGAAUACCAGUGGCAACACAAAAAACACCCCCAACAUCUCCUGAACGUAGAGAUUCUAGGCCAGAUUCGGAAAUAAACUCGGACAUUCUCGAACUUAUGUCUUCCAAAGUGCAUUCAACUCCUGUGUCUAGCAAUCUUCGGUACCAACCCAAAAUUCCAACAAAAAAUGUCACGGUGACUUCCAUUCGCGGUAAUUCCAAGAUACCUUCGGGAAUACCCGGUCGACCACCUAUACCAACUAGGAAACCUGAAAAUUUAGAAGCACAAUCCAACGGGAACGGUGAGAGCAGCUUUAAACAAUGGGUAUUCACCCAAUCUGAAUCUGCCGUUACCAAUAUAAUCGUUGACAAUUUUAAACCGGAACAAAAAUGAAUGAAUGAAUAGGUAUAUGUAUACGUAUACUUUGUUAACACUUUAUUGUUACCUAACAAAAGAGAUAAAAGUUGUAAUUAAUUAAAUUUACACCAGAGCAAUGGUAUUUUGAAAGACGUUUGAUGAGAAAGAACAGA
Messenger RNA from Agrilus planipennis (emerald ash borer), 3388 nucleotides. RefSeq lists its product as uncharacterized. Bases 54 to 3251 code for a protein of 1065 amino acids. The record is from RefSeq and is a predicted model, not a curated record. The transcript has a single exon. NCBI's taxonomy places the organism in Eukaryota, Metazoa, Arthropoda, Insecta, Coleoptera, Buprestidae.